This is a messenger RNA of Momordica charantia (bitter melon), 912 nucleotides long. It is a transcript of the gene BIGYIN, whose product is annotated as Tetratricopeptide repeat (TPR)-like superfamily protein. The record is from RefSeq and is a predicted model, not a curated record. Gene Ontology annotation, biological process: peroxisome fission; mitochondrial fission; autophagy of mitochondrion. Gene Ontology annotation, cellular component: mitochondrial outer membrane; peroxisomal membrane. Lineage: Eukaryota; Viridiplantae; Streptophyta; Magnoliopsida; Cucurbitales; Cucurbitaceae. Gene Ontology annotation, molecular function: protein binding.
CUAAAUUAGAGAGGAGAGGUCCAAAUUCAAUUUCUUCUUCGUCAAUCAUCUUCCUCAUUUCUUUCUCGCUAAGAUUCGCGGGAUAUGUUCUUCUAUAAAUUGGAAAAUUCCAUUUUCCCAAAUUCGCUAAAUUAACAGAUUUAAUGGAAGCAACAAUCGGCAAAUUCUUCGAAUCCGUUUCUUCGUUCUUCGGCGGUGGCGACCAGAUCCCCUGGUGUGAUCGUGAUGUUAUCGCCGGCUGUGAAAGAGAAGUUGCAGAGGCCGACGAAAGUGCCUCAGAAGAACGCAAGAACGAAAGCAUCAUGAGGUUGUCAUGGGCACUUGUUCACUCAAGGCAAUCAGAGGAUAUCAAUCGUGGCAUGGCAAUGCUUGAAGCUUCCUUAACCAAUUCUAAGACCCCUUUGCAACAGAGAGAGAAACUUUAUCUGCUGACUGUUGGAUACUACAGAAGUGGUGAAUAUUCAAGGAGUCGGCAGCUUUUGGAUCAAUGUUUGGAGAUUGCACCAGAUUGGAGGCAGGCCUUGACACUUAAAAAGACUGUAGAAGAGCAAAUCGCGAAAGAUGGAGUCAUUGGUAUCGGCAUUACAGCGACUGCCUUGGGACUUGUAGCUGCUGGGGUCGCAGCUGCUGUGACUCGAAGAUGAAAGGUUUAUUCGUUCACUAGAAUAUGCACAAAACCAGACACUUCCUUCAACCUCAAGAAUGGGAGUCUGAAGUUUUCAGUUCAGCCAUGAGAAAAAUGUUGAACAAGACCAAGAAAUUGAAAUCAAACUCCUUAUAUAGUCUUGAAUUGUAACCCAUUUCUAAAUUUAGGAUUCCAAAAUCUUCUUGUGUUAAUAUGUUAUAUUCUUAAAUGUGUUUCUCUUUUUAUAUGAGAAAUAUUUCUGCUUGUAUGUUACUUCUAUUCUUACC